AUGCAGUUCGUUCCGCACGUCUUCUUCUACGCCCUGGGCCUGAUCGUCGUCGCACAAGCCUAUUUCGAGGUACGUCUUCGUGGUCUCGGAAGCUUUCGGCGGUGCCGACUUCCUGUUUUGGCAUGUUGAAAAAUGAAAAAUUUUCCCGUUCCUCUCUGAAUAACUGGAAGUUUUUCUCUGCUGUCACCACCUUUGAAACAAAACAUUUUUGAAAUAAGAGAAUUAUAUCUUUUUCAAUCAAAAUUUCUUUUGAGUUCGAGAUUGGAAAUCAAAGUGAGGAACGAUUUAUCAAAUUCAAAUUUGUUUGAUGUGAGAAUUUUUUUAUAUUUUUUUCUAAUUUCACAGGACAAGCAAGAUAACGAACGCAUAUCAAUAGCUUAUUUUUUUCCAUAAGUCCAUAUCAUGAAGUCAAAAAAACAUAGUUUGAAAAAGGAACAAAUCCGGUUACAUAGUAAAAAAGAAGCCUCUAUUCAAAGCUCUAUUCAAUGCAGUAAACCUUUUCAUUUGCAUUUGUCCAAAAAAUGAAGAUAAUCUUUUCGAAAAACUUUUUUCAAAGUUAUCGUAGCUCAUUUCAACGAGAAGAGUUCAAUGUAACAAAUCCACGAUCGAAUUUCCGACGGAAAAGGCUGAGAAUUCCCAUCUUGAUCCAGAAGGGUCCUUGGUUUGUUUGGUCGAAAUGCUGCAAUACUUGCCGCUGCGAACGCUUCAGAAUUAAAAUGGGAUUCUCAGGUUUUUAUUGCAAACAGAAAUUUUGGGGGUUCUUCUUAGCCUUCGAUACCAAACUCAAACUUAAUCACAACAAUGUCUAAAAAGUCUGGUCUGUGUGAAUCAAUCUUCAAAACUUUCUUUGGACGUCGUCUGAGCGGAAAGACAUUUUUUCUUCGCUGGGAAAGUUAACCAAUGUAGUGGGUUCAGGAUCUUUCAAGUUCUGAAUUCAUUUCUGAAGCCAUUAAAAAUCCUAUUAAAAAAUAAUCUGUUAAACGUUUCGAUGUACUAGAGUUAUGAGCGCCAUUUCGAACCAGGAACUUUUACUUUUUUUUCUCUCUUUAGGCGAAAAUGAAAAAUUUACAGUUGCAUGUGAAGAUGGGAUUUUUCAAGUUCGAAAGUUCGAGUCUCAAACUUCCGAAAUUCUCGAAAGAAAUUCUUUGUGCUUUUGCGGAAGUCGCCAUUAAAUGACGUAACAACCGAUAUUAUUUGCAAAAUCUCCUAGCAAUGAAAAUAGCUCAAUUUUCAAAUCCUUGGGAGGGAAAAGCCUCCCGGACCUUAUUCGCAGUAGCAAUUAGUUGUGAAAAAGGAAGAGACUUUUUCCGAAGUCGCCAUUAAUUGGGCCCAAAAAUAAGAAGACGAGACAAAAACUUUGGUGAUUGGCUUCGUCGAACCAGAGCAUUUUUGAUCAGCUUCGAGCCUGAUUGUGAAAAAAACUAUAAAAUUUGACUAAAAAAGAGGCUUAUGAAUUACUAAAGAUUUUACCGAUAGGAAUUGGCAAAAUUAUACCUCAAAAAGGCAGGUGAAAUUGAAACUUUUUUAAUUAGGAAUCAAUCUCGUCGGGGAGAGAAGUGGAGAACGAUGAGAAAGUCCGAUUUGAAGGAACUUGUCGCAAAAAAAGUUGAUAAAUAAAACUUGACGGGAAAAAUCGAGCCAUUGACACAACUUAGAAGUUUUGAUUUAUAUCUUUUUUCUUGUUUAUUCACUUCAAGGAAAGUUUCCGCAGUUCGUUGCUUCUUGUCGAAAUUUAAAAUUAUUGUUUUUUUCUUCUACCUUGCUUAGAAAUUUUUAAAAUAUCGCUUGUAAAUUAACGAGACCAAGUAUACGAAAAUAAUUCAUGAAUUGGGUACAAACGUUCCUUUCUCAUUACAUUAGGUUUAAACGGCAACAAGAAACAGGAAAAACAAGUGCUUAAGGUGGAUAUAAAAUAGGAUUUUCACGGAAAACGAUGCUAAAUUCAGGCACGAGCCAUUACUGAGAUUAAAAUCUUCAAGUGACGGCUGUCCUCCAUUUUGAAAACAAACGGCGGCAUUUCUAAUUGUUUUUAGUCCGGUUGCAUGACGAUCUUGAUAUAAAUAUCUUUUUUUCCUGUGCAUUUUUAUUCAGUAGACAAGUUGGAGAACAAUGAGCUGGUAUCGGUUCUUUGAAAAGUUAAUUUGGACGCUAUUGUUGAAAGACAGAAACGAGUUUUUGAAAUGACCUUAAAGUGAAUUAACAUCGAUCUUAGAAUAACUGUAAAACCUUUUCCCCGUAAAUUUUGACACUGUCAAAAUGAAGUCAUUCUUUGAAGGGCACAAGUUUCUGACAAAGAAAAGGUUUCGACAAAAAGAGUUGGCUAAAUUAGAUAAAGCCGUAGGCGUCUUCAUUUUUGGUUGGCCGCUGCCGCUGGAUCAAAAAUCUCAUCUUCUUUGUCGAAGAGGUGUGAAUAAAUAGCCGCGAAAAGGAGAAAAGACGUCGGAAAUUUCGAAUGAGACCUCAGAAUUUUUAAGAAAUUCCUCUCAUUGUUUUUGUUUUCAAAGAAGUACGCAACAACUGUUUGGGGUUUCCGACUUUUUGAAAUUACAUUGCCCUCAGUGAGGGCAAAGACGCAGAAAAAUAUAACUGACGAACGCAGAAAACUGAAUACCAAAUUCAAAGAAAUUUAGAAGCACGCCAUGCCGCGAACCUUGAAUGAGUGAUAAGGGUUGGAUUCCGGAAAAAUAAAUUAAAACAAGAACUUCCUGUUUCAUGAAACUUCAUCCCACUUAUUAUUAAAUAAACUGUUAAAUUUAAUGAAAAAUAUGUGAAAUAUGGAAAGUAUCAAGAUUUUUUUUGAUUGUUUCAUCAUUGAUUUAAGAAAAUGAAGCUAAAAAUCGAAGUUCAGGAAGAUGAGUUGCAAGCGGUGUCCGAGUUCUGUGCCCAACCCCAAAAUCAAGUUUUGUGUCAGAAAAUGAUCAAAAUGACCGAGCUGGCUCUCCAGCAACCGCCCAACUACAAGCAAAAGGUUACUUUUUUUUUUCAUUUCGUUAUUUUCUACUCGUUCUCCACGGCAGUUAAAACUGAGUGAGAACCUUUCCCAUCCCAAUCCCAUGAGAAGCUGGUAUACCUCAUGCGUAAGAUAGAGCCCAUUCGACAUUUCUCAUAAAACUUAUUGCCGGAAAUUCUUUCUGUUCCAAUGGCAGCCAUAACUUCAAAUCGUAAGUAAAACGACAUGUCUACAUGAGAUUUGCUGAAAAAUGAAACAUUUCAUCAUCCGAUGAAGGGUUUCCUCCAAAUUUGUUUUCUUUUAGUCCAAGAUUUUGAACCAUGACACCCACACACACAAAAAAAAAAUGAAAAAAAAAUCUGACUCGACAUUGACUAAAACGAAAAAAGAUCUUGUACAUGUGGAACAAGAAUUUUUUGAUUUCGAUCAUCAAUUUUUUUCAAAUAACUUCAGAAUUCAAUUAUUACGAAGUUUUUUCUCUAAAAACCCUGAAUACUUCCAAAAAGCGUAUUGAUGGGCAGUCCACUGUCGGAAACUUAUAGCCUCAAGGUCCAGAAAAAAAAAAUCUUUUUUUUGCGUUAUUAGCUGUAAUGAAGACGAUCAGGUGAAAUUUUUCGAAUUCUGAGGUUGCGCAAGAACCUUGAGGAACCAACGCAAAAAUUUUUCUCAGCCUUAUUACAGCUUCUAAAACUUUACUAAAGAUAUUCGAUUGCAGAUGGACAAGCGGAAGCCGUCUUUCGUCAGGUUUGGCAAGCGGUCGAGCCCAGACGCAGAAGACGUGUUGGCGUCAGAAGCCAACGAGGCUGGAGCAUCUGGCAUCGUCGAGAAGCGGAAGCCGUCGUUCGUCCGCUUCGGCCGCAAGUAG
Molecule: messenger RNA, 3815 nt
Organism: Caenorhabditis auriculariae
Lineage: Eukaryota; Metazoa; Nematoda; Chromadorea; Rhabditida; Rhabditidae
Source: the annotation of a GenBank genome assembly